Bipolaris maydis ATCC 48331 is the source of this 1566-nucleotide messenger RNA. RefSeq names its product Alpha/Beta hydrolase protein. NCBI's taxonomy places the organism in Eukaryota, Fungi, Ascomycota, Dothideomycetes, Pleosporales, Pleosporaceae. The record is from RefSeq and is a predicted model, not a curated record.
AUUGUAUGACUGAGUGUAGAUACGAGUUGCAUGAGAGUGUUUUCUACGAAUAGCUCUAACGAUAAAACGAAGAAAAUCAACAAAAGUAUACAAAGAGGAUAGUUAUCCAGACUGAAAAUGGCGGCACCAGGGGGCAAGUUCUUCAUCGAGGAUAAAUUGGACAUACCAGCCAAACACCACGAGUCGUUUGAACAGCUAUGGGAGACGAAGUGGAAGAAGCCGGCUGAGAUGGGCGUAUACCCCUUCAUGUUUGGUACCGCCUCCGACUUCGAGCCCAUUGUCGCCGAAAUGGUCAAGAACAACAUGCGCGAGCCCUACGACUGGGACGCCUACGCCCGCACAUUCUUCCCUCAAGCCGAAAACCUCGCCUCCAUCGCCCGCGCAGCCGAAGCAAACGGAGAGACAGAAAAGGCCUCAGAGUACUACCUCCGCUCCAGUGCCGUCUAUCGCAUCGCCCGCUUCCCCGCCCCACGCAGCCCCGUCCAACGCGAAGCCUGGGCCAAAGGAAAAGAAGUCUGCCUCAAAGGCCUCUCUAUGCGUGAACACGCCGUCCACGAAAUCCUCAUCCCACACACGCACCGCAAUGAAUCCGACGGCUCCCACAUCCCCGUCUACCACCUCGUCCCCUCCACCGCCUCCCCUUCCACCCCCGUCCCCCUCCUCAUCAUCUUCACAGGCCUAGACGGCUACCGCACCGAACUCGCCGUCUGGAUGGAGGGCUUCCGGCGCAACGGCAUCGCCACCCUCGUCCUCGAAAUCCCCGGCACAGGCGACUGUCCCGCCUCCCCCUCCGACCCCACCUCCCCGGACCGCCUCUACUCCUCACUCUUCGACUGGGUAGCCCAGCAGCCCGCCCUCGACGCCGCCAAAACAGCCAUCUGGGCCUUUAGCACCGGCGGCUACUACGCCAUCCGCGUCGCCCACACGCACGCAGCCCGGCUCGCCGGCGUCGUCGCCCUCGGCGGCGGAUGCCACCACAUGUUCGACAAGGCCUGGCUCGAUCGCGUCAAUCACCUCGAGUACCCCUUUGAUCUCGCCGACACGCUCGCCUACAAAUUCGGCUUCGGCACCGACGUCGCCCGCUUCAAGCACGAAGCCACCGCACGCUUCUCCCUGCUCAACGAUGGUACCCUCGAUACCAACCAGUGCGCGAGGUUGCUGCUCGUCAAUGGCACCGACGAUGAGAUUUUCCCCAUUGACGAUUAUUAUCUGGCCUUGCAGAGGGGACUGCCCAAGGAGGCGCGCUUUGUGACUGGCGUCAAGCACAUGGGCGAGCCGGAGAGCUUUGGUGUCAUUAUGAGGUGGUUGUAUAGGUUGUGGGGGGUUGAGGCGGAUAUCGGGGCGCAGAUGGCGACGUUGAUGUUUAAGCCCAAGUAUUGAGUUGGGGGAAAAAACAAAGAAUGCUACCAAAGGGGAAAUAAAGCGUACAAGUGGAGAAGCAAGAGUGGGUAUAUGUUAUUAGAACUUUGUGUGUUGUUUGGCCUGUUCGGUGUGCAUUACAAAUUAUCCUACAUUUCCCCUCAUCUUCUCCAUCAAUCAAUCACCGCUCUCUCUCUCUCCUUGAUU